This is a messenger RNA of Toxotes jaculatrix (banded archerfish), 4211 nucleotides long. Its product is annotated as glutathione hydrolase 7. Gene Ontology annotation, cellular component: plasma membrane. The record is from RefSeq and is a predicted model, not a curated record. The transcript has 16 exons. The coding region runs from base 704 to 2740 and encodes 678 amino acids. Gene Ontology annotation, molecular function: glutathione gamma-glutamate hydrolase. NCBI's taxonomy places the organism in Eukaryota, Metazoa, Chordata, Actinopteri, Toxotidae. Gene Ontology annotation, biological process: glutathione catabolic process.
AUUUAAAAAAAUCUCUCCAAGUUACCCUUGGUAUUGAGAGCACAGUCGAAAGCGUAAUCUAAAGUAUGUGGCUUAAUACCAUCCAGUCAUUUCUCUGACAAGUCAUACAGGUUGUGCGGAGCUGUAACGUGAAGCCAACUUCCCUGUCUGCGCUCGGGUGUCGUGAUUCACGAGCUCUUGUAGCCUUGGUGACCGAGAGCUCCUGUCGUCUCACCUCAGCCAAUUCCCUGUCUUUAAAGAAAAAAAAACAGUCAAAAUAACACCUUGGAGGAUGGCUUUUAUUUAACCACGCGUGUUUUACAGCAGCGGUGGCGGCUUACAUGACUGGAAAAAUGCAUCAUCAUGGGAGCUGCACAGUGUCUUGGCCUAUCAGAAAUAUUUACUAAGAAGAAGCAAGUGCAGUGAUCUUGUUGUAAGGGUGCUAGUAUCACAGAAGGAUACUACAAACCCUUGUAGGAUAAUUCUGAUAUAAUAAUGGGAUUUUAAACAUCCCGUUAAGGUCGUGAGGUAAUUCUUCAUCGAAUCACAGCAACACUAGUGGUUCGUAGAUUUUAUUUAUUUUAGAGUUUUAUCAUCUGGAUGACAGUGUAAGGUGUGUGGCUGAUCAAGCCAGACAAGAAAUAUGGAUAUCCUACCCUAAUUCCCUCACACCCUUAAGAAAAAAGAUUAGGUUAAUUGUGUGACUGCAAGAUCACCAGUAGCCAUGCACAGUCCUGCUCCUGAAAUCAUGGCAGGGUACCCAAGUGGAUGCGUGGUGGAUAAAGAUGCAAAUCCGGAGACAACCCUGGGGAGUGCCUAUUCUCCCGUGGACUACAUGAGCAUCACCAGCUUUCCCAGGCUGCCAGAGGAUGAUGUGAUGUCUGGGGAAAACACCCUCAAGUGUCGCAAAGAUGAGGACAAUGUCCUGAGUGAGCAAGAUACAGACCCUGAUCUUUUUCUGAAGUCAGCUCGCCUCCAACGCCUCCCUUCCUCGGCCUCUGACCUGGCCAGCCAUGAUGUUGCAUCCCUGCAGGAGACCAACAGAGACCCCUUCACAGAAGACUGUGCUUGCCAGCGAGAUGGACUGACAGUCAUCAUCACAGCCUGUCUCACUUUUGCCACAGGAGUCACUGUAGCGCUUAUUAUGCAGAUCUACUUUGGAGACCCACAGAUCUUUAACCAGGGAGCGGUGGUGACAGAUGUGGCUCAGUGUACAUCUCUCGGCUUUAAUGUUCUGGGGAAGCAGGGGUCCAGUGUAGAUGCUGCCAUCACUGCUGCCCUCUGUUUGGGAAUUGUCCACCCGCACACCUCUGGUAUAGGAGGUGGUGGAGUCAUGUUGGUGCAUGACAUCCGUAAGAAUGAGACGAGGGUUAUCGAUUUCAGAGAGACGGCACCAUCUGCCAUCCAUGAGGAGAUGAUGCAGACAAACCUUAAUCAAAAUCCUGGCCUGCUCGUGGGAGUACCAGGAAUGCUCAGUGGGAUGUAUCAGGCGCACCAGCUCUAUGGCAGGAUGUCAUGGAAAGAUGUGGUUACCAUGGCAGCAGAUGUGGCCAGAAAUGGAUUUAAUGUUACCCACGACUUAGCUGAAGCUCUGGCUAAAGUUAAGGACCAAAACAUCUCAGAUGCAUUUCGGGAAUUGUUCCUCCCCAAUGGCCAGGCUCCUCUCCCUGGAUUGUUCACCAGGCGUCUUGAUUUGGCAGCCAUAUUGGAUGCUAUUGCAGUUAAGGGGAUAUCGGAGUUCUACAGUGGAAACCUGACGCAGGAGAUGGUGGCUGCAGUGCAAGCAAAAGGCGGAGUGCUCACAGAUGAUGACUUUGGAAACUAUAGCACAGUCUUACAGCGGCCAGCAGAGGUCAACUAUCAGGGACAUCAUGUGAUGGCAGCCCCAGCCCCACAUGCAGGCGUUGCCCUGAUCGCUGCUCUCAACAUCCUGGAAGGCUACAACAUCACCAGCCAGGUUCCCAGGAACAGCACCUACCACUGGAUUGCAGAGUCUGUGAAGAUAGCUUUGGGCCUGGCUAGUGAGCUGGGAGACCCUAUGUACGACUCUUCUGUCUCAGAGAUUGUUGCCAAGAUGCAGAGCAAAUCACAGGCCUCCCUACUUCGCCAGAUGAUCAAUGACUCUCAGGCGUUCUCUGUCAGCCAUUACACUCCAUCAUUUACCUUGGAGAAAGGUGCAGCAGCUGCACAGGUCAUGGUCAUGGGCCCAGAUGACCACAUUGUGUCAGUCAUGAGCUCUCUGAACAAACCAUUUGGCAGCGGGAUAGUGACUCCUUCAGGAAUCCUUCUGAACAGCCAGAUCCUGGACUUCUCCUGGGCUAAUAAAACACAGAGUUCAUCACCUAACCCACACAACAGCCUCCAGCCUGGGAAGAGGCCCAUGUCCUUUCUGAUGCCCACAGCAGUGAGGCCAGCCGUGGGGUUGUGUGGCACAUAUGUGGCUGUUGGAUCUUCCAAUGGAGAGAAGGCUCUCAGUGGCAUUACACAGGUGCUGAUGAAUGUUUUGUCUUCACGUAAAAACAUGAGUGACAGUUUAGCGUAUGGAAGACUCCACCCACAGCUGCAGCCCAACACCCUCCUGGUGGACUCUGAGUUUCUGGAGGAAGACGUGGAGCUGCUGCAGGCCAAAGGUCACAAAGUUGAGAGAAUAGAUGUUCUCUCAUUGGUGGAGGGCACCCGGAGAACCAAUGACCUCAUCAUUGGUGUGAAGGACCCUCGUAGUGCUGAUGCCUCUGCCCUCACUAUGUCCAACAUGCCCUAGUGUGCCCCAUAUUCUCACACAUAAAGAAGGGGUAAGAGUAAUACUAUGACUGUUAAUGAGGGAGUAAGGAGGCUGCUCAGAAGUAAACAGCAAAAUACUGUUGUUUAACAGAAACAAAACAUUCAACAAAAAGACAUACAUCUUUCUCUUAGAUCACUUUGUAGGAUACUAAUAGGGAUCCACCAAUACAUUUGUGUACUGACACAGGAAACCAUCAAACAGCACCAUUUCACAUACUGGUGUUGGUCUUCCUUCUUUCACAGCCUCAAGUAAUGUUCUGUCCCCAUGUAAUAUCCAUCCCCUUAACAGCAUCAGUCAAAGUCUGCAGUAUAUAUUAUAUACAGCAGGGUGUAGAAAUGCAAGGCAUGUUGAUAAUAUCUGAUGCUUUCCGGUUCAAUUUAAAGAAAGCAAUAAACUUAAGAGGUGUAGGGUGGAUAUACUUAGUGGAUGUAAGAAAAAGAAAAUAGGAAAAUGUAAUGGAUUCUGAAGCCAUUCUUAAAAAAUGAUGUUGCACUCUGAAUUUAUGAUUAGGAAUUCUGAAGUAAAUUUUUGGCAAACAAAUGGAUUCUCUGUAAGAAUAAUAUUCAUAUAUUAAUAUAAUAAUAUUAAUCAACCCUCUGCUUUCUCAUACCUUAACUAGACGAUCCUAAACUGAACACUGACGCUGAACCAUUUACUGUCCUGCUCCUUAUAUGGUGUGUCACUGUGACUGGAUGUUGUUUGGUACAAUCACUGGAAUUUUAACUGUUGCCAACAGUCAGUGGCUCCAUGGGACCAUGUUAAGUCUAACACAUUAUUUACAUAAUACGUCCACUACUCAGUUGAUUUCCUUCAACAAAAGGAUUUGCUUCUGUUUAACAGUUGUUAAAUAUCACUAAACCUACAAUCAGUGUAUUUAUAUAUAUAAUUUAAGAAACUUGAUUUGUUGCAUGAGUUUGUUCUCAUUUAAAGCUUGUGGCAUAGAGCUUUUUUAGCUUGGGGAUACUUGUUUUUAGAAUGGGAAUAAUCUGGUUCUUUAGAGAUGGAUUGAAUGUAAUUUGUCUAUUUUUAUAUGAACAUUAAUUUGGCUGUAUACAUUAUUUCUCCUGGUGUAACACAAUGCAUUUGACCAGCAGAUUUUAGAUAAGGCUGUCACGUUUAUUUUUUAUUUUGUGUAAUAGUGUAUUUAUUUAAGGUAUUUGAAUUAAGAACCAACUGCUUUUGUAAAGCAUUGCAUUCUAAAAAUGGCUGGAAUGAAGUCCAGAAUGGCCAAUGCUGACUGAUCAAACAUUUCCUCAAUGUUAUUGUCUCUCUUGUUGGGUACCAGUGCAAUAUGACUAUUGUUGCUUGUUUCCUGAUCUGUAGAGUACCGUGCCUUAAGGCACACAUUUGCACAACACCUGAUGUUUAAUUCCAUGUGCAUUUGUAUUUGAUUUUAAUAAAAGUCAGCACUGUUCAAAUCCAAGAAAUAAAAUGUUUGCACACAUCCUAA